AUGGAGCGCGCGACUUUUUUAAACUACUCCUGGAUCGAUUUCGCCUUCUCCGUGAUAGGGGUCUGUACGUUUCUAGUGGACUGGGGCUCGGAUAUAUGGGUGGCCACCGAGUUUUACAGCCGAGGGGACUUUUUCUGGUUCGGGGUGCUGGUUGGCCUCAUGGUACUGUCGUCUGUCGUGGUCCAGAUGUUUAGCUGGUACUGGCUCAAGUAUGACCGAGAGCUGCCGGGGUUCAGUGCAAUGACCGGAGGAGUUACCGUGCUGUUUGGGGACCGAGUGAAGCUGUCCUGCCUGAUACACGUCCUUCAGCUGGGUUUCCUUUGCAGGUACACCAAAAUAAUGAUUCAGAAAUUGCAGAUAUAAGAAGUCUGGUAUUGUUUGUGACACAGGAGCUAAGACAUGGGGUGAAAAUUCUUGGAAAGUUUCUCAGUAGGGGAGAGUGGGGUAAGUUGAGCCACCCCCUGUUGCUUGGAGAUGGUAAAAGAAAUUGAACAUGUGACCAAAUAUUUAGGAGAUGGGCAUCCAUUCAUGGAGUCUGUGAAGGUUAGAAGCACAUGGGUGAAGGGGUUAGACGUUUAUUUACAAAAUAAAACAUUUUUCUUUCUUGAAAGUGAAUUUAGUCUGUCAUAAGUUUUAUUAGAAUUGUGUUCAGACCAAAAAAGAUCAUUUUAAAUUUGUUUUUUACAUCAAUUGAGGUUUCUUUGAGCUACAACAUGAGGUCAAAAACAUAUAACAUAAAAGUCCACCAUUUUAGCUAAGAGGACUUUCACUCUUGCUUGUUUGUCCAUAAGUUCAUUAACAGGAAACAAGACCUUCCUGACUCCUUCAGAAACUGUUUUACCUUUUCAUCCGUCCUUCACCCGUACUCAACAAGACAAAAUGGCCAUCUUCAGUUACCUUUAUGUCGCACUCGAAGAAGUGACUGUUAUUUAGGAAGAGAGAAGGUGAAGGAGGUCUGGGGUGGAGAGUGGUGGGGUAGUAGGGAAACGGCUCAACUUACCCCGCUCCUAUGGUCAACUUACCCCAUACUCAGGGUAAGUUGACCAUAGGAGACCCCUUUUUUUGGCAUGCUAUAUUAAGACAGUUCUGUUUACACUCAUUCUGUUGAUUUGCAGGGAUGAAAGAAGCUCCAUGAAACAUUCAGCCUAUGCAUAACAACAUUUGACAAAAGAUGAAAUUUCUAGUUUUGCAUGCAUCAGAAAGACAGCACAGCAACUAACUAAAUUAAAAAAAACAGGUAGUAAAGGGGAGAUAAUACAGUAAAUCAAGCAAAUAGAAAAAUAAAAAGUAAAAAGACAGGAUAGCAAAGACUGGUGUUAAAGAUUUAGUUUCAUAAAAAAGGGAAGUUUUGCACAAUUUGAGCAACUUCUUAAAAUGAAACGCCAAUAGACAUGAAGAAAUGCACACACACACACCUCUGCUGCAUAUUUGCAAAGUAACUCGUUCUCCCUGCAAAGUCAUAUUUGUCAUCAAGCAGUAAAUCACACAUGACAGCGGCAGUAACCAAAUAUGUGAGUUCCACCUUUUAGAACUGGUAAAUCCAGAGCAGACCUGCAGAUGCAUGAAUAAUCAGCUAAUGAGGCAUUAACAGCUCAGGAUAUGGUUGAGUCGGUGCAUGUCCCCACCCUUCAACGACUCUGGUCAGGUGUAUUGUUUGGCUCUGGGUAUCUGACGGUCAGCUUGUCUCUCACCCACGCAGGCACAUCUCCGCCAUACGGCAAGGCUUCAGGGUUUGGUGGCGGAAAGAGGAAGGCUCAGAGUACGCCGUUUACCUGACACAUGACCUCAGUAUGCUGCGGCUUAUUGAGACGUUCUGUGAGAGCGCUCCUCAGCUCACCCUGAUGAUCUACGUCAUGCUGCGCACAAACAAGGCCAGGACUGUUCAGUGUAAGUAUCAUCGUUUGAUAAAAGUAAAGCUUUGAAAUUCUAGCAUGUGAAUCAAAUUUAGGGUUGUGGUAGAUAUGUGUUGUGUUCACUUCCUCUCGGUGGCCACACUAAUGGUUGAAUUUCCGUUUUUGCAGUCGUGAGCAUUGCUGCAUCAACCACUUCCAUAGCCUGGAUGGUGGUAGAUUACCACCGCUCGCUGCGCUCCUUCCUCCCCGAUAAGGCGAAGCAGGGCUGGUGUUCCUCUCUGAUCUACUUCUUGUGGAACCUGCUGCUCAUCGCCCCACGUGUCGCGGCCCUCGCCCUUUUCGCCUCUGUCCUGCCCGUUUACAUCGCCGUCCACUUUCUCCUGCUGUGGAUCGUCUUCGUGUUGUGGGCGUGGCGACAAAGGACAGACUUCAUGGACAGUGCCAGCGGUGAAUGGCUCUACCGGGCCACUGUGGGGCUCAUCUGGUACUUCAGCUGGUUUAACGUCGCAGAGGGUCGGACCAGAGCCAGGAGCAUCAUCUACCACACCUUCAUCACCACUGACGGGGUGAUCCUGCUGGUGACUUGGUGGUGCUACAGGGACCCUGUGCAGACUGAGUCGUACGACCUCGCUCUCUUCAUCGCUUUGCCUUUCACCUACCUCCUCGGGCUGCUCUUCAAAACCCUCUACUACUGCUGCUUCCACCCCAAGCUGUGGAGGCCCCCCAUGAGGGACCCAGGGCUGCCCGACGAUCUGCCCGACGCAGAAGUGACCUUUAAAAACAUUUCCAUCCAGGACGGCGCCAUGUCCUCACUGCUCCUCAACAAAAGGAUGGCCUGCCAUGCUUCGAAUUUUUACACAAAGCACGGAGUCUUUAGGAAAACGGAUAGAGAAGAGUCUACACGUCUCUGA
Molecule: messenger RNA, 2764 nt
Organism: Xyrichtys novacula (pearly razorfish)
Lineage: Eukaryota; Metazoa; Chordata; Actinopteri; Labriformes; Labridae
Source: the annotation of a GenBank genome assembly